AUGCUACCAGAUGUAUUAAAAGCCAUAAUUGAAGUACUUAAGGAUUAUAUUAAGUCACCAACAAACGAGGAGCAAUGGAAAGCGAUUGCGAAUGAUUUUGACAAGCGAUGGAACUUUCCACAUUGUAUUGGCACCAUGUAUGGAAAACAUGUGGUCAUCCAAAGACCAGAAAAUACAGUGGGCGAAUUUCAUAACUACAAAGGAACACAUAGCAUAGUAUUGUUUGCAAUUGUAGAUGCAAACUAUUGUUUUACAUAUGUUAAUGUUGGUUGUCAGGGUCGUAUUUCGGACGAUGGUGUUUUCAAAUCCACUUCAUUUUAUAAGCAAAUUGAAAAACACGAAUUCAAUUUACCAAAUAGUGAACCACUACGUGGUAGAACCAUGUCAGUACCUUACGUAUUAGUUGCUGAUGAUGCGUUUGCACUAAGUACCUAUACUCUGAAACCAUAUUCAACCGAUUUAAAUGUGGGGUCACCAAAAAGAGUGUAUAAUUAUAGGUUAUCAAGGGCAAGACGUAUCGUUGAAAAUGCGUUUGGGCUUCUCGCAUCUGUAUUCAGAAUAUUCCGUAAGCCCAUUUAA
Messenger RNA from Acanthoscelides obtectus, 579 nucleotides. NCBI's taxonomy places the organism in Eukaryota, Metazoa, Arthropoda, Insecta, Coleoptera, Chrysomelidae. The record is from the annotation of a GenBank genome assembly.